Molecule: messenger RNA, 387 nt
Organism: Homo sapiens (human)
Lineage: Eukaryota; Metazoa; Chordata; Mammalia; Primates; Hominidae
Gene: H4C13
Product: H4 clustered histone 13
Exons: 1
Coding region: 25-336 (103 amino acids)
Cellular component (GO): chromosome; nucleus; nucleosome
Molecular function (GO): DNA binding; protein heterodimerization activity; structural constituent of chromatin
Source: RefSeq, marked reviewed
GUUGCAUUUUGUUUAGUACAAGACAUGUCUGGGCGCGGCAAAGGCGGGAAGGGUCUGGGCAAAGGAGGCGCUAAGCGCCACCGCAAAGUUCUGCGCGACAACAUUCAGGGCAUCACCAAGCCCGCCAUCCGACGCCUGGCACGGCGUGGAGGCGUUAAGCGCAUCUCAGGCCUUAUAUACGAGGAGACACGCGGAGUUCUUAAAGUGUUUUUGGAGAAUGUAAUCCGCGAUGCAGUUACCUACACGGAGCACGCCAAACGCAAGACAGUCACAGCCAUGGACGUGGUUUACGCGCUCAAGCGCCAGGGCCGCACCCUGUAUGGCUUUGGCGGCUGAGUGUUUUACUUACUUACACGGUUCCUCAAAGGCCCUUCUCAGGGCCACCCA